UCACAGGAUGGUUCAGAAGAACAGUACAAUGUCACAGAGAAUGAUCAGAUUGUGAAUCCAGAUGAAGAUCUGAACAUUAUAUAUGUUACAGAUACAUAUGUGAGUGGUGAUGAGCAGAGUAUAGAGGACAUUCCUACAGAUAACUGCCCAGAUGACUAUAUCAGGAGCUCAAAGGGACUUCCACUACCCAAAGAUCUCAAAGCAAAUGAUCAUGCUAUGAUACAAAAUACUUAUAAAAAAUAUGUUAUUAUCCCAGCUACACCCUCAGCUUUGCAAAGCAACAGUCAACAGAGAAGAAGUGAACCUCCAAGAGCUCUCACAGGGGAGAAGCCAUUUUCAUGCUUAGAAUGUGGUAAAUGUUAUAGGAUGAAAUCAAGUCUUAUUAUACAUCAAAGAUCUCACACAGGGGAGAAGCCAUUUUCAUGUUCAGAAUGUGGGAAACGGUUUACUAAAAAAUCAAGUCUUAUUACACAUGAUAGAAUUCACACUGGGGAGAAACCAUUUUCAUGUUUAGAAUGUGGAAAAUGUUUUAUCCAGAAAUCAGAUCUUGUUAAACAUAAUAGAAUUCACACAAAGGAGAAGCCAUUUUCAUGUUCAGAAUGUGGAAAAUGUUUUAGCGAUAAAUCGAGUUUUAUUUCACAUGAGAAAACUCACACAGGGGAGAAGCCAUUUUCAUGUUUAGAAUGCGGGAAAUGGUUUAGCAAAAAAUCAAGUCUUAUUACACAUGAUAGAAUUCACACAGGGGAGAAACCAUUUUCAUGUUCAGAAUGUGGGAAAUGUUUUAUCCAGAAAUCAGAUCUUGUUAAACAUCAGAGACGUCACAGAGGGAAGAAGCCAUUUUCAUAUUUGGAAAAGGUAUAGCUUUAAAUCAGAACUUUUUAGACAUCAGAGAACUCACCCAGAGGAGAGGCCAUAUUCAUGUACAAAAUGUGGCAAUUAAAUUUAAACAGAACUGAGAUCUUAUUACACAUCAAACAAUUCACACAGGGGAGAAUCUGUUUUCAUGUUCAGAAUGUAGGAAAUAUUUUAUAGAUAGAUCAAAUCUCGCUAAACAUCAGAGAACUCACACAGGGGAGAAAACAUAUUCAUGUUCAGAAUGUGGGAAGUUUUUUUAAUUGGAAAUCAGAUCUUACCAUCAGAGAAUUCAUAUAGGGGAGAAGCAAUAAUAAUGUUCUAAAUGUAGAAUAUGUUUUAGCCACAAAUAGCAUUGUCUUAAACAUGAAUAUCUUACACAUGAAAGAUUUUCUGUUAUAGGCAAGUAAAGCAGUUUGGAUCAUUAAAUGAUGAUUAAGAAAUGUCUGUAAUUACCAAUAAAAAUCUGUCCUGGUGUCAUGGUGCCCUGUUCUGCUGAAAGUGUCCCUAUGCUAUAAAGUCAACAGCUGCCAUGAAGGGAUGAACUUGGUUGACCACAAUGCUUAGGUUAGCCCUACUGUCCCAAAGCCCAUCCAUAGAUAUCAAAGGACCCAAGCUGUCCCUAAAAAACAUUUCCCACACCAUUACUCAACUACCACCAGCCUGAACUGUUGAACACUUGACAGGAAAGGGUUCAUCGAUUUAUGCUGCUUGUGCAAAAUUCUGGAAAUCUGACACGGCAAUGUUUUCCACUGCUCAGUGAUCCAGUUUCUGUGCUCUGCUCCCUUUGGAGUCUUGCCUUUUUGUUGGAAUGGCACCUGAACUGGUCAUUUGCUAUUUUUGCUCAUCCAUACUAAGGAACUACAAGUUGUGCACUCGGAAACCUUAGUUGGGACACCAGCUUUGUAUUCGACAGUUUACUUGACUGUGUACCGUCUGUUAGUCUGGCGCCAUUCUGGCCAUUCUUCUGUGACCAUCCACAGGAUCCCCGUUCACUGGAUGUUUUCAUCGAUCGCAUGAUUUCUGGUAUACUCUCCAAUGCACAUGAAAACUCCACCAGGCAAUUUUUCAUAUUCUGGUUCCGGCUACUCAAGCACCGAUAACCAUGUCCCAUUUGAAGUCAUCUGAUUGCAUGAUUUUCCCAUUCUAAUGUAUAUUCACAAUGAAACUGAUCCACAACAAACUUGCUCUCUUAAUUUUAUGUUGUACUUUGGAUUCAUGGAUCUGAUUUCCAUUCAUCAAAGCUUUAAUUGUGAAAGGGUAGUGUGACGAUGAUAUGUAAUUUAUGUGUUUUUAUAUUCAUGCUCAGUUUUUCAAAGAGUUGAUGGCUGAAUUGUAGUCUGCUGCCCUGUUAAUGACCUUCUGCUGGUUUACGGCCUCACAUUAUUUCUCUGACACUGGGAAAGGUGAGUGGAGAAUGAUGGGAUUGUUAGGCUCCAUCUUAUCUUUGAAGAGACCGGAAAUUAAUCUCAAACCAUUUAGCUCCAAUCACCAAAUGGAUUGGAUGGAGGACACGACACAUCUGAUAACAUUAUCUUUUAACCAUAUGGUUGGGCAAAGGAAAUAUAGGGUGUAUUUGCCAAAGGAAAGUUUUUAAACCCACCUUGAUAUGCUUGGUGGUGAGUCUGUGUGUAUGGAGCUAUGCUAUAACGUAGACCCACAGCUGCCUCGAUAAACAAUUACAAGACCCGAAUGCCAAGCUUCACUGGUAGGAAUACUUGAACCACAUCAUUUAGGGAUGUGAGUUUCGCUUUUAUGUAAUCCCUUUUGAACAUUCCUUUGAAUUGUCCUUUCAGUAUCUUGUAAAUUCAAAAAUAAUAGGGGGCGCUCCCUUGUGAAAUACCUUUAGGGUUCCCAGAUAAGGACUCAAGGUGAGAAUACCUUACCGAAUAAUGUUGUGCAAAUCCAGGCACAACACUAGGAAAUGGAGUGGUCUCUCCUGCAGAGAGGAUCGGUCAGACUGCUGCGCUUGUUCGCCAGGAUCCUCCAGGUGGAGUCCAGAAUACACAUAGGAACAUGGUCGCUCAAGAAGGAGCAGAAAAACAAAGGCAUGCUACUCUGCUAUCUAUAAAGUUAUUUAUAAAAAACCUACAUAAAACACUAUAAAUAAAAGGCUAUCUACGCUUUUUAGUGGCAGGCCGCCACCCUUAUCAGGCUGUCCUGAUCUACAUAGCAGAGCAGUGCGCUUUUGUUUUUAUUUUUCUGCUCCUUGUUGAGUGAACAUGUCCCUUCUGUAUUUUGUAGGCACUGUUGUCAAAUUAUAUUAACCUUUAAGUCUAGUAGCUGCUGUGUUGUCCUGUUGAUGGAACCUGGUUAUAUUUGGUAUCACAAUCUACUGUGCGUACAGCAAUGUAUUGACUUGGCUGCAGUUGCUGCACAGUGGGUGGGAAUAUUCUUGCAUAGGUAGUCCCAGCAGGUGAGUGUGGUGAUCCAAUAGUACAGAAUAUUGCAUGUGUCUUUGUAUAGCCUGGGGUAGUCUGGGGAUAUUCAAAAGGGAAGAAACUUUGUCAGUAAAUUCCUACGGUUUUUAUAAUAAAAAGUAAGACGGCACUACCUGUUGAGAUGUUCUCAAUAAGUCCAUUCAGUGGCAGAGCCAGUGGUGUUAGAUCCGGACCUCUGGGUCCCCAAAGUACAAAAAUAGAGGGGUAAAAACGUAGCACUCCAAUUUCUCAAUGUAGUUUCUGUGUUUAUUUCUCACCCAGCAUGCUUUUUUUCCUCUAUUUUUGUACCUGUUUUUAUGUGAUAUGGAAUAAAGGCUGUUCGAUUUUACCACUGAACUUUAUUCACUUUUGGAUAUUUCAUUGCCGUGGCAGACUGUUUCUUCAGCGUUUGAGAAACAGAAAAUUAUUUUAUGUAGAGCUUAAAGUGGUCUGGGGAUAGCCCGCU
Bufo bufo (common toad) is the source of this 3738-nucleotide messenger RNA. RefSeq names its product gastrula zinc finger protein XlCGF71.1-like. The transcript has 4 exons. The coding region runs from base 217 to 861 and encodes 214 amino acids. Gene Ontology annotation, cellular component: nucleus. NCBI's taxonomy places the organism in Eukaryota, Metazoa, Chordata, Amphibia, Anura, Bufonidae. The record is from RefSeq and is a predicted model, not a curated record. Gene Ontology annotation, molecular function: DNA-binding transcription factor activity, RNA polymerase II-specific; RNA polymerase II cis-regulatory region sequence-specific DNA binding. Gene Ontology annotation, biological process: regulation of transcription by RNA polymerase II; central nervous system development.